CAAGUAAAUGACGGCGGCCAAAACGCAGAUGAUGAGAGAAACAUAACUGGAAUCUGAACCAGACAGUUUCUUUCUGAUCUUCUCUGGAGGAUCUCUACAACAGUCUCACUCUCUUCUCUAUCUCUCUCUGUGUGUGGGUGAAUUUUAGAUGGCUGGAGUUGUGCGAUUAUCAGCGUCGUCGUUUCAGGCCCUUGGCGUCUCUUCUUCGUCCUUCACCUCCUUUGCAGCCACUCUCAGUUCUCCUUACUUAUCUCCGACUCCGAAUCUGAAUUCCGACAAGAGAUUGCGUCCGCUCUCAUCUUCUCCCUCGUGCUCGUCUUCUCAUUACCCAUCUUCUGGUCUCGGAAGCCAUAUCCCCCUGAGAGGACACAAGAGCAAGUUGGUUCGUGUCAAGGUAGAUGAGAGUGUGGCCGAGACAGAGCCACCGAAAUGGUGGGAGAGGAAUGCUGGAGCAAACAUGGUGGACAUUCAUUCUACCGAGGAGUUCUUGAAGGCUUUAAGCGAAGCUGGUGAAAGACUAGUCAUUGUAGAGUUUUAUGGAACUUGGUGUGCUUCUUGCAGAGCAUUGUUCCCAAAGCUUUGCAAAACGGCGGUGGAAAAUCCCAAUAUAUUGUUCCUCAAAAUCAACUUUGAUGAGAAUAAACCAAUGUGCAAGAGUUUGAACGUGAAAGUGCUUCCUUACUUCCACUUUUACCGUGGAGCUGAUGGCCAGCUCGAGUCCUUCUCAUGUUCUCUUGCUAAGUUUCAGAAGAUAAAAGAUGGCAUCAGACUGCACAACACCGAUCGCUGCAGCAUUGGUCCAGCCAAGGGACCUGAAGGGUUUACAUUGGAAUCUUUAUCCGUGCAGACGAAUUCAGCCAAACCAGCUGGAUCAAGUUGAAGUGCCACACUUGUAGAUUUGUUACUGCAAUCAUCUUUGGUUGCUCAAAGCAAACACUAAGCUUAACUUUCUGUAUAUCUGUCGUUUUCUUUUCUUUUUUGGUAUAAAAGAAUUAACUCCUGAAACAUGUUAUUAUUAUUCUUAUAGGCAAAUUGUCUCAAUUGCAAAUGUGUCUUUUUACAA
Raphanus sativus (radish) is the source of this 1063-nucleotide messenger RNA. RefSeq names its product thioredoxin-like 2-2, chloroplastic. NCBI's taxonomy places the organism in Eukaryota, Viridiplantae, Streptophyta, Magnoliopsida, Brassicales, Brassicaceae. Gene Ontology annotation, biological process: cell redox homeostasis. The coding region runs from base 149 to 880 and encodes 243 amino acids. The transcript has 4 exons. The record is from RefSeq and is a predicted model, not a curated record.